UCCAAGCAACUGAAACCUGGGGACUUUGUGAUAAGGUGUCGGGCUGUAGACGCGGGAGCCCAAGGAACGCAAUUAUGGACAACAAAAGCUCCGUGCUCUACCUCGCCACAUUUGAAGCCCCGUACCCUGUGCAGGUGCUCAUACUCAGCCUGUGCCUUACGAUGUACCUAACUAUAACUGCCGCCAAUCUGCUGGUGCUCGUGACGGUGGCGGUGUCCACAGACUUACACAAGCCCAUGCACAUAUUUCUGUGCAAUCUUGUGAUUGGCGACAUCAUUGGCAGCACAAGUGGCGUGCCCAAGCAACUACAGGUCCUCCUGACGAGCAACAGAGAGAUCCUGUACGUGUCAUGUGUCGCACAGAUGUUCACACUUCACAUAUUCGCCAUGAAUGAGAUUUUUACAUUGGCUAUGAUGUCUGUUGAUCGCUACCUGGCUAUCUGCUACCCAUUGCACUACCAUACCAAGGUUACAUUAAAGCGAUCCAUUUUCCUGUCAUUACUGUCUUGGCUGAUUGCAAUAGUUGCAGUCGGCGUUCAAGUGAUCCUCAUUCUUCAAGUUAAAUUGAAGGAAAACUACAGACAAAUCCAGGGCAUAUUUUGUGACAAUAUGGGAAUUUCGAAGUUAGCCAUCGAUGACACAAGCAAAGUAGAAUCUUACGGAAUAUCAAUGAUUGCGAUGUACAUUAUCUCUCCUUUCUGUGUCAUUGCGUACACCUACAUUCGGAUUCUUGUUGAGUGCAAGAAUUCGAGCUCCUCCGAGUUCAGGGGCAAAGCCCUGCACACAUUCGGCACGCAUUUCAUGGCGCUCGCCGUCUUUUUCACGUCCGUUUUUUCGGACAUCCUUUUGCCGCGCUUUGUGAAGGAUGUGGACAGCGAGGGAGCGAGAAACUUCAGAUCCGCCGCUCAAUUGGUGUUCUUGCUCAGCCCGGUUGCGAACGUGCUCAUUUACUGCCUCCGCACGACUGAGCUGAGACUCACAAUUAGUACGCACUUCAAGAAGAUCUUGCGUAAGGUGCAUUUAUGUCCAGAAAUGAAAGUUCACGUUUUAGGUCGCGGUUGAAUGAUGCUUUAACACAAAAGCACAAACGUAAAAUGUUCAUGUAGGGAGUGCAAACUUGUAUUAGGUUACUAAGUGCACAUUUUCUGAAACAUUAUACUCCAUGGUACCUAGCUUUCACGUUUUAGCUAACCUAUGAAAGUAAUUUUUGUCUGUCUGUCCAUCUGUCUGCCUGUGUGUGGCCGACACUUGCGAGCGAUUUGGCUCUUGAACCGUGGGGUUUAUGUUUAAAAAAAAGUACCCAGGUAGCACGCCAUAAGCCCCGUGUUGAGCCAGCGCUAUUCCGAUUUCGCGUCCGUCACCUUUAAAGAAGUUUAGCAAUUUAGUGCUAUUUUUAUUAAUUUAUUACGUUGCGCUUCUGAGCGCGCGUCAAAGCACGCAUCUGCGCAUGUGCGCCCCUACCAAGUCACACGCGUUCGGUGGGGGGGAAGGGGGGAAUUCUCAUUCGUGUGGACACUGUGCAAGGUAACACAAAGAUUUACAGCUCCCUUCAAACAUUUAUUACCAUGACUGUUUACGCAUAUUUUUAAUGGCAGGGAUUAAGCAAUGUUUGAUGAUAGUUACUCUACAUCAUUAGAUCUCCUUUGACAGUACCAAAAUAUAAUAUAAGUUUUCCCCUUUUUUCUGGCAACUAAGCUGAAAGCUUUUACAAGGAUUCAUGUCUGCAUUAACCACAAUAC
Molecule: messenger RNA, 1738 nt
Organism: Petromyzon marinus (sea lamprey)
Lineage: Eukaryota; Metazoa; Chordata; Hyperoartia; Petromyzontiformes; Petromyzontidae
Product: olfactory receptor 1E16-like
Biological process (GO): G protein-coupled receptor signaling pathway; detection of chemical stimulus involved in sensory perception of smell
Cellular component (GO): membrane
Molecular function (GO): G protein-coupled receptor activity; olfactory receptor activity; odorant binding
Source: RefSeq, a predicted model, not a curated record